GCGGGGCGAGUAGCGGGGAUUGGCAGUCGCGCUGUCCAAUCGGAUCACGGUGCGCUGGAAGCCGGAACCCCCGGAGAUGCCGCUCCGCGCCGUGCUCAGGGCCGCGGCCUCGCUGCGCCGCUGCGGUCCAGGACCGUCACUCCCCACCACCGCCACCCCUCUCUUUCUCCCCGCUCUCCCGCCGCCGCCCCCCAGACCCGCCCCCAUGGCCACGCUGAAUCAGAUGCACCGCAAGGGCCGCCCCGCGCCGCCCCCCCGCAAACUGGGGCCCACUCAGGGCCGCCCCCAGAUCAAGGGGGUGGUGCUGAAGAACCUGAUCCGCAAGCCCAAGAAGCCGAACUCCGCGAACCGGCGGUGCGUGCGGGUGCGGCUCAGCACGGGCAAGGAGGUGGUCGCGUUCGUGCCCGGCGAGGGGCACAACCUGCAGGAGCACCACGUGGUGCUGGUGCAGGGCGGCCGCACCCAGGACCUGCCCGGCGUCAAACUCACCGUGGUCAGGGGCAAGUACGACUGUGCCCACGUGCAGAAGAAGAAAUGAGAGUGGGGGUCACCCCCCUCGGGGGGCCCGAGCGGGGGAGUAGCUGCGCCAGGGGGUGCGAAGCGAGAAUUAAAGGCGGUUCGUUGUGC
Molecule: messenger RNA, 627 nt
Organism: Lepidothrix coronata (blue-crowned manakin)
Lineage: Eukaryota; Metazoa; Chordata; Aves; Passeriformes; Pipridae
Gene: MRPS12
Product: mitochondrial ribosomal protein S12
Exons: 3
Coding region: 77-538 (153 amino acids)
Biological process (GO): translation
Cellular component (GO): ribosome; small ribosomal subunit
Molecular function (GO): structural constituent of ribosome
Source: RefSeq, a predicted model, not a curated record